Molecule: messenger RNA, 453 nt
Organism: Helianthus annuus (common sunflower)
Lineage: Eukaryota; Viridiplantae; Streptophyta; Magnoliopsida; Asterales; Asteraceae
Exons: 1
Coding region: 1-453 (150 amino acids)
Source: RefSeq, a predicted model, not a curated record
AUGGCGAAAAAACUAUGGAGUUUGAUGCGUGUCUUGUUCUUCAUGUUGAAGAAAGGCAUUUCCAAAGCAAAAAUAUUCGCCGAUCUUAACAUGAUGAUUAAACAUGGCAAGAUCACCGAAAAAUCCUUGCCUGGCGAAUACGAAUUCAGCUGUAGCAACACCCCUUCAUACCCACUCAAACUAUUCUCCAACAAGAAAAACAAACACAAACACCCCCAGUGUGACAUGACUCCUCUUGAUGAAAAUAAUGACAUAUUUAUCAAUGCUAAGAUUAUGAAGACCUUGGAGAUGUUGACAAGCGCAACCGCAUCGCCGGUUUUUGGGAAAAGUCAGCUGAGGAUAAUGGACUCGCCGUUUUCGUUAAGUAACGGUGAGGAAGAUGGUCAAGUAGAUGAAGCUGCUGACAAAUUUAUCAUGAGGUUCUAUAGCGAUUUGAGACAGCAAACUACUUAA